Tauraco erythrolophus (red-crested turaco) is the source of this 575-nucleotide messenger RNA. The record is from RefSeq and is a predicted model, not a curated record. Lineage: Eukaryota; Metazoa; Chordata; Aves; Musophagiformes; Musophagidae.
GUCCCCCAGGCCAGGUGGAGCACGCAGAUGUCAUAGGGGAGAAGGGAGACCCAGGAGCACCGGGGUACCCUGGGAAGAUUGGCCCCCCUGGUCUCCCGGGCUCAAAGGGACUCCCAGGUAUCAUGGGACUCCCUGGCCCUCAGGGGGACCCUGGUGACUACAAGGCCACCCUCAAGUCUGCCUUCUCUGCUGCUCGGACCAUCAGCUCCUACCCACGCCGGGAGCAGCCCAUCCGCUUCAACCACAUCAUCACCAACGAGAAGGGCCACUACGAGAACCGAUACGGCCGCUUCAUCUGCCGGGUCCCGGGCAUCUACUACCUCACCUACCACGUCACCUCCAGGGGCAAUCUGUGCCUCAGGAUGAAAAAGGGCCAGGGUGGCAGCAGAGGCGAGAAGGUGGUGACCUUCUGCGACUAUGUGCACAGCAGUUACCAGGUCACCACGGGUGGGGUGGUCCUCAAGCUGGCAGUGAACGAGUCCGUCUGGCUGGAGCCAACGGAGAAGAACUCCCUGAUGGGGAUCGAAGGGUCCGACAGCAUCUUCUCUGGCUUUCUGAUCUUCCCCGAGGCUUAA